Cimex lectularius (bed bug) is the source of this 1632-nucleotide messenger RNA. RefSeq names its product short-chain dehydrogenase TIC 32, chloroplastic-like. NCBI's taxonomy places the organism in Eukaryota, Metazoa, Arthropoda, Insecta, Hemiptera, Cimicidae. The record is from RefSeq and is a predicted model, not a curated record. The transcript has 6 exons. Bases 450 to 1484 code for a protein of 344 amino acids.
UGACGUUUUUGUAACCGUUCUUUUUUAAAGACGCACUUCGUACACUCAUUACAUGUAUACAGCUAAUAUGUAAUAAAUACAAAAUCUAUUUGUAUACAUAAACCUGAUGUAUGUAUUAUGCGUGAGAAAUGUGUGAUUAUAGAAUUUUUACCGAGCCUGUUUGUUUUCUCCCUUGGCGUUUGUCAACUUGAGAUUUUUUUUUUUUAACGUCAAAAUGUGAUUUCGAUAAGGAUUCGUCUUCUGAUUUGGACGAAAAGAAAGGUCGACGCACGUUCUGCCGUAGUUCACGUAGCGUUGAUAGUUUCUUUUUUUCUUUCUUUUAAAUACACAUACGAAGAUAAAGAGAAAGCUGUGCCGCUUUCUCAUUUCUCUCUUCCCCCCCCCUUCGAAAAGCCAAAAUUUCUCUUACACAUCUCAAAGAAACAAAUCAGUGGAUAAAAAAAAGAAAAAUGGCCAAUUUGGAAAAGCUUUUACAAAAGUUUUCCUUUUACCUCUACUACUUCGUUUACGAAAUCUUUUACUAUUUGAUCGGGAGUCUGGCAAUCGUCGAGGACAUCGUUUACAGGAAAAGGAACAAAUGCUCAUUACAGAAACGUACAGGUGAAGUUGCUAUUGUCACUGGAGGCGCCAGAGGGAUUGGACUGUCUCUUGUAAAAAACCUAUUGAUGUGUGAUAUGACAGUGAUAAUAGGUUGUCGGAAAACAACAGCUGGAGAAGUAGCUAUUGACAAAUUGAGAACAGCUGGACUCAACUCAGGUCUUGCAAAAGUAAUCGAACUUGAUCUCAUGUCUCUAAAAUCUGUGAAGGAUUUCGCUCAUAAGGUAAAGAGCGAAUUCGAAGCUAUAAGUCUUAUGAUAAAUAAUGCGGGAAUUAUGUUUCCUCCUUAUAUUGAAAGUGAAGAUGGUUAUGAAUCUCAAUGGCAAGUGAACUAUUUAGCACCGUUUCUUCUGACGCAUCUACUACUCCCUGCUUUUGAACAUGCUGGUGAAGUUUCAGGAAAAAAUGCCAGAAUAGUUAAUGUUACCUCUUGUGCCCAUGUAGUUUCCCUUCCCAUCAAUUUUGAUAAUAUAAACAAGAAGGAUUAUUACAUUCCAAGUGCUGUUUACGCACAGUCAAAACUGGCUCAAAUUUUGUUUUCCAUGGAACUUGAUAAUUAUUUAAAAACAAAACAAUCUAAAGUGAGGGUACUGUCAGUACAUCCAGGUAUCGUCAAUACCGAUUUAUUCAAUGGCACUCUUUUGAAAACAAUAUUCCCUUGGUUGCUUAAAUAUAUAUGUAAAGAUGUCGAAGAAGGAGCGACGUCUGUUCUUUACCCGUGUUUGUCGCCUACACUUGAAAACGUCGGAGGAGUUUACAUCAGUAACUGCCAGUUGAAAAACCCGAGCUCAUUGGCAAAGGACAAAGCCCUACAGGCAAAAUUAUUCCAACACUCUCUCAAUGCCCUGAACAUAAAAGAGUUUGGAGUCGCAAUAUCAUCAAAUUAAUUGUUUUUAAAAGUAUUAUGUAUGUUUUUAUUCAUUGUUUAAAAAAGUGUGGUUUGUAAUUAACAUUGCAAUACCAGCAUGAGACUGAAUCAACGACUUAACAUUUAUAUAAUAUUUCAUGCACUUUCAUUCUUUUUUUAAUAUGUUA